Molecule: messenger RNA, 1743 nt
Organism: Ostreobium quekettii
Lineage: Eukaryota; Viridiplantae; Chlorophyta; Ulvophyceae; Bryopsidales; Ostreobiaceae
Source: the annotation of a GenBank genome assembly
AUGAGGGGAGCGCAGUUGUACAUGGCCGUUGGCGCCGGCGGUGCCACCAUGGUUGCCGUGCUCCUUGGGAUGCAGGGAACUGCAAUCGUAGCUAUGUUCGCGAACAUUGCUGGAGGGGCGAAACCGCCGGAGGGAAAUCCCUACCAAGGCCUGGCAGCAAUACACAUGGAAAUGGCAUCGCACGAGUGCUCUGGCGUUCUGAUCACCCGACGUUUUGUGCUUACCACUUCCACGUGCGCCGAAGCACCCGCAGGGAGCCACCUGGCGGUGGACGUCAUCAAGACGACGAAUGAUGAUGUCAGCAGCUUCCGGCGAUAUGCGCACCAGGGCGAAGUUGCGAAACACCCUGAACCGCCAAGCGGCGCCUCGAAUGUCGCCCUGAUGAGACUCUCGACUCCCGUGGACACCCCCGUGUCCAGUCUGGACGACCGUACCGAAAGCGUUGAAAACGAUAUCGUAUACGGAGAUACGGUAUUUGUCCCGGAUGCCUGGAAUCCUGGGAUGCACAGGGAGAUGAAGGCUGGCCGCCUGGGUGACUGUGUGGGCAUUGAGGAAACUGGAACGAAGCUGGCGUGCGCCGUCCUGACGAGGCCGACAUUGACCGCAAUUUUACAAACGUUGCGCCGUUCUCUGCUAGGAUCCGUGGGAGGCCCCGUAUACAAAAAAAUCGGCCAAAAAGUGGACCAUCCCGGCAACCCGGAACCAGACGCGCACAUUUUGGCGGGCGUGGUAAUGUAUGUGGCGGACGCUCCCGGCGGCCGUCAGGAGAUUGGAAUUAUCAACAUCUCGUUUGCCAUCUACUGGUUUAAGCGAGUCAUCUAUCGGGAGAGCGGAUGGGAGGUUGUCCCCCAGGAUCGCCUGCCGGCGUUCUGUUUCAUCCCGCCCCAGGGCUCAUCCCACGGCUGCAAGGGCAUGCUCAUCAACGGCCGAUACGUCUUGACUGCAGCGCACUGCGUCGACGGGCUGGGCACAAACCCCAAGGUCGUCGUGGGCGCCACGAGGGUUGACGAGCAGGAUAGAGUCCACGGAAGGCUGGUGGUUCGGGCGGAACGAGCCCACACCCAUCCCCGCUGGACGGGGAAGGUAAAGGAGGGGUUCGACGUUGCUGUGCUCGAGCUCCCUUAUGUACUGGACGUCAAGUCGCCGGUCCUGGUGGACACCAAACGCAGCCCCUCUCCCGAUUAUACCGCCCUUGGUGCCAAGGCGUAUGGAUUUAGGUUACUAAGCGUCCUGGAGGCGGCUCCCUUCGAAGUUGUGUUUGACAAUGUCUGUCCGGGGAUGGGCGAGUUGGAGAAUCACAUGUUCUGCGCGUAUUCGGACGAGGCCAACCUGCACAGCGGUUGCUCUGGGGGCCCCAUCUUGGUGCUCGGUAGCGACCUAGCUGACGGAGACCCAACGCUCGAUCUUGUCGUUGGAGUGGUGUCCUGCGCCAACUACGCAACCGAGAGCAGCGGCGUCGGAUGCGCUGACGUCAGCGGCGUCAUCGGUUGGAUACGCCGCGUCAUCUACAGUGACGAUUUCGGGUUGUUUUUCAUCACAUUGCAUUUCCAAAGGGACGCAUGGGACUUCAUCAUUCACAGCAUCAUCAUCGCGACUGCCUCCUUCUCCAAUUUGGGCCCCAUGGCGCCAUUGAUGCUCUGCGCCUCCAGCGCGGCGCUUGGUGGGACGCUAAUCGUAACGCUUUCAGGAUACAACGGUACAAGCAACAAUUUCACCUUGCGCACUUUGACAGAUUUUGGUUAA